Musca vetustissima is the source of this 3531-nucleotide messenger RNA. RefSeq lists its product as uncharacterized. Bases 1 to 3531 code for a protein of 1176 amino acids. The transcript is spliced from 5 exons. The record is from RefSeq and is a predicted model, not a curated record. Gene Ontology annotation, molecular function: ecdysone oxidase activity; flavin adenine dinucleotide binding. NCBI's taxonomy places the organism in Eukaryota, Metazoa, Arthropoda, Insecta, Diptera, Muscidae.
AUGGAGAGCCUCUACAAGGAUCAAUGUGAGAUUUCCACUAAGGAUAUGUGGCCAGAGGAUUCUGCAGGAGAUCUCACAAAUGAGGAGGUAGCUGGCUUUGAUUUUGUGGUAAUUGGUGGAGGUUCUGCGGGUUCGGUGGUGGCCAGCCGUUUAAGUGAAAAUCCUUUGUGGCGAGUUUUGCUGCUGGAGGCUGGCCCCGAUCCCCCCAUGGAGUCGGAGAUCCCCUUUCUCUUCACCUCGGUCCAGGCCUCGAAUUAUACUUACACCUAUAGAGCAGUGGCCAAUGGGGUGUCUUGCCGGUCGGCUCCUUUGGGAAAUUGUGGCUGGCUGAGUGGCAAAUGUUUGGGUGGCUCGGGAGCCAUUAAUGCCAUGCUGUAUUUUCGUGGAACCCGUGCGGACUAUGAUGGGUGGUGUGGUGCAGGAGGAGCCGCAAAUUGGUGUUAUGAAGAUGUGUGGCCUUAUUUUGAAAAAUCUUUUCGAAAUGAGGGGAAUUUGACCCAUCCCACAGGGUAUAUAAGUUUGGAGGAAUAUGGCAACUAUGCUGAGGAUAUUAAGGGACUCUUUUCCAAAGGAGCGGAGGAAUUGGGUGUGAAAAGGAUUACCGAUUUUGUGGAAAACAGUUAUCUGGUUUAUGGCAAUUUUCGUGGCAUUCUGGAGAGAGGCCAACGUAGCAGCAGUGCCAAGGGGUUUUUGGGAAGAGUUACCAAGUUCAGGAACAAUUUAAAGGUGGUGAAAAAUGCCCAGGUUCGCAAAUUGUUGUUCAACGAAAAGGGAGAUCGGGUCAAAGUAGGAAGGGAAGCUAUUUUGUCAGCCGGCACCGUGGAAUCAGCCAGACUUCUGAUGCUCUCAGGGAUAGGUCCUAAAGAGGUUUUAGAGCCACUGAAAAUACCAGUUCGCCACAAUUUACCAAUUGGAGAAAAUUUACAGGACCAUGUGGCCAUACCCAUAUUCUUCUCCAUACCCUCGGAAAGGACCUCUCUGGAUCUGCAGGAUAUUUAUGAUUAUUUGAAAUUUCGAAAGGGAUUUUUAGCAUCCAUUGGCACGGGGUCCUUGAAUGGUUUUAUUAAAUCAGAUACCAAAUCAAAAUGUCCCUAUCCUGACCUGCAACUACAACACUUUACCGUGCGCCGUGGUGCCCCCUUGGGAAUGGGGUUCCUCGCGGGUUUUAUGGCCAAUGAAAAUUUGAAAAAAUAUUUCGAAAAUCUGGUAGACCAAGGCGAUGUGGUUGUGGUGUUUAUUUUACUACUCCAACCCAAGUCGAGGGAAAAAAUUCAAUUACAAUCCUCCGGUCCUGAGGAUCCUCUUCUAAUCUAUCCAAAUUAUCUACAACGACAGGAAGAUGUAGAGGGACUUUUGGGAGGGAUAAAAUAUCUCAAACGCCUGGCAAAAACCUCCACCUUUCUGCGCAGAAAGGCUAAAAUGUUGCGGGUCCCCAUAGCGGAAUGUUCGGAAGAUGCCGAACAAUAUUGGCCAUGCUAUAUUUCGUAUUAUUCUUCGACUAGUAGCCAUUUGGUGGGUACCAUAAAAAUGGGAGCAACAAAUGACAGCUCGGCCUGUGUGGAUCCCCAACUCAAAGUGAAGGGUGUACGGAACUUGAGGGUGGCAGAUGCAUCCAUAAUGCCGCAGAUAACGAGAUUCUUCGAAAUGUGGCUAACAAGUGUGGCAGGCUCAGGGCCAGCUAAUGCGGCAGUUUGUUCCGCCCAGUGUCCAAUACCAAGUGUGGGAGCUGUUAAUACCCUGGUAUCGCUUUUGGUUGAGGGUAUCCUAUCCGCCCAAUGUAAUGUUUCAAGUCCUGAGGUUUGGCCUGAGGAUUAUGCCGAUCAGGCUCGACGGAAUGGCCUCAAGGAUCCUUAUGAUUUUGUGGUUAUUGGAGCCGGCACAGCAGGUUCGAUAAUGGCUAGCCGUUUAAGUGAAAAUCCGCAAUGGAAAGUUUUGGUCUUGGAGGCGGGAGGAGAUCCACCACCAGAGUCGGAGAUCCCCGAUGUAUUCUUCUCGAUGCAACAUACCCCACAUUCCUAUCGCUACUUCACCGAACCUGAUGGUGGCUGUAGCUGCCAGGCAUUUGAGGGCGAACGCUGCCAUUGGCCCCGUGGCCGCACCAUAGGUGGUACGGGAGCCAUGAACGGCAUGUUGUUUAUUAGAGGAACCCGCCGUGAUUAUGAUCUAUGGUGUAAGGAGGGUGCUGCAGGAUGGUGUUAUGAUGAAGUGUUGCCAUAUUUCGCAAAAGCCAUAACGCCACAAGGAAAUGCCAGCCACCCCAGAGGCUAUGUGGCCCUUAAUCAUUUUGGAAGGUUCACCGAGGAUAUCAACGCGGUGAUACUGCAGGGAGCCCAGGAAUUGAAGCAACCUCUGGUGGAAGAUUUUGUGGAGGGGAGUUAUGUCGGCUAUACCUAUGUUCGAGGCACCACGGCAAAUGGCAAACGUUCGAGUACGGGGAAAAGUUAUCUGGCCAAGGUGGCGGAACGUCCUAAUCUCAAGAUCAUUAAAAAUGCCCAGGUCACCAAGUUGAAAUUUGAUUCGUCGGGGAAGAAAGUCAAUACUGUGGAAUUUCGUCUGCAAAAUAAAUCUUCCCUCCAAGUCAAUGUCGGACGAGAGGUCAUACUUUCCGCAGGGGCCAUAGAUUCCCCCAAGCUACUAAUGCUUUCCGGCAUAGGACCCUCCGAAGUGUUGAGGCCGUUAAAUAUACCCCUUCUCCAUGACUUACCGGUGGGUAAAAAUUUACAAGACCACGUGAUAGCCAUUAUAUUUUUCCGUAUACCAGCCCCACCUUCGAACCCUUUGGAUAGCCUCACGGCCACCUAUCAAUAUUUGACAAACAAUUCCGGGCCUCUAAGUGGCAUUGGUACGGCCCACUUGACAGGAUUUAUAAAAGCGGAUGCAAAAUCCUCUUCACCCUACCCAGAUGUGGAGAUACAUCACAUUCUAGUGCGCAGAGGUAAUCGGGAUGGUCUAAGGACCCUCUUAAAUGGCUUCACAGUGAAGCGAGAAUUCCAGGAACACAUUUUCGGAGAAUUGGAAAAAUAUACGAUUCUGAUCAAAUUUGUGGUACAGUCGCAUCCCCGCUCCAGGGGACAAUUGAAGGUGAGAUCAAAAUCUCCUGCAGAUCCACCCAUAAUCGAAUCGGGUUAUCUUCAAGACCCCUAUGAUAUGGAUAUGUUAAUGGCCGGUAUUGAUUAUAUGAUGGCCUUGGAAAAUAGCAAGGCCUAUCGAAGCAAUGGCGUGGAAUUGAUGCACAUACCCAUUGCGGAAUGUGAUAGCCUACGUUUUAAAUCGGAGGAAUAUUGGCGUUGUUAUAUUAAAUAUUUUUCCAGUACCUGCUAUCAUCAAUCGGGUUCAGUGAGAAUGGGAGCGGUGGAGGCUGAAAGCACCUGUGUGGAUCCGCAGUUGCUGGUGAAAGGUGUGGACAAUUUAAGGGUUGUCGAUGCCUCCAUAAUGCCUUAUAUUACCACAGGAAAUACUAAUGCUCCCACUAUUAUGAUUGCGGAAAAGGCAGCGGAUAUGGUCAAGGGAAAAUACGAGGGAAGGGGUUGA